Mobula hypostoma (lesser devil ray) is the source of this 1155-nucleotide messenger RNA. RefSeq names its product natural cytotoxicity triggering receptor 3 ligand 1-like. Gene Ontology annotation, cellular component: plasma membrane. Lineage: Eukaryota; Metazoa; Chordata; Chondrichthyes; Myliobatiformes; Myliobatidae. The record is from RefSeq and is a predicted model, not a curated record. The transcript is spliced from 8 exons. Bases 1 to 1155 code for a protein of 384 amino acids.
AUGGCGAUUCCUGUCCUCUUCUUACGCCUUCAUGAGGCUACUCUCAGGGUGGGCGAGCAACACCUCGGAUUCGGUUUCGGUAGCCUCCAACCUGACGACAUGAACAUCGACUUCUCCUUCAGCCUAGAGGAAUACAUGAGAUCAUACAAUUUCAACCCAUUUGAAAUCCUGGAUCACCAGGAUUUCAACCCAUUUCGUCCAGGUGGCUGGUUCACCCUGGCUCCCAUGUCACCUGGCUUUCCAUGCAAGCUUGCCAUACGGGACCUUGCAAAUGUCUUUGAAGGUGGACCACUCUCAUUUGCAAUGUCGGUGGAUGCAAACGUUUGGCGCUUGGCGCUUCUCGCCGCGUUUUGGCCAGCCGCAAAAGCAACUUCGACCAAUGUGGAACAAUUCCCUCCAAUCUUAAGAGUCCCAAUCGGUGAAACUGAUUCCAUGUUCUGCAAAUAUCCAAUAUUACAAGAUACUGCUGAAGUUUCGUGGUGGAAGGAGGGUCAGAAGGCAUUUAUAGAACCAAACAGCAGAAAUAAGUUCAAUGUAAAGAAAGGCAGGGGCACAUUUACUCUCCUGAAUGUGAGCUACUCAGACGUCGGUGUGUAUUACUGUCAAGUGAAAAGUCAACAACAAAUAUUUGGAAAUGGAAGUGGAUCUCAGCUUAUUGUGCUAACUCCCCCAACUCCGCUGAAAAUCAUUCGUGUUGAAGAAACUUCACCGAAAACCCGGAAGCUCAUGUGUAAAACUGCAGCAUUUUAUCCGAAGAAAUUAGACAUCUUUUGGCGCAGAAAUAAUAUGGAAAUUCUACCCAAAAUGGAACCGUCAAUAACUGAGACUUCAGAAGGAUUGUAUGAGGCUUCCAGUACUUUGGAAGAUGUGCAGCCUGCUCAGGGUAAAGUGGUUUACACCUGUCUGGUAUCUCACGAAACGCUCAAAAUUCCUACCAGUUUCAGCUAUAUUAUCGAACAAGAUCUAGACAACAUCAAUAAGCCCCUGAUUCUCGGAGGUGCGUUGGGCGGACUGGCAAUUGUAAUUCUGAUUAUAAUUUUGAUAAGAAUCGGAGUAAAGGCAAAACGUGGCUCUCUUCCACUGCACGUAUCUCCACCGUACUACUACUGCCACCACGUCGACGCAGGCCUAAGGGGCCGGCAUCGGUCACGAUGA